AUUUGCCUGUCUGGAUCUUGAUGUGUUCACCCUGUGACGUUUGUCAAGGACCCGCGCAACACGUCGCGAGUCACGCCCACGGGAAAAAGACAACGUGAAAUUAUUUCACUGGCUUGCCAAGAACGGCGAAGAGACUUGUAAGCUGAUGUCUGAUCUAAGCACCAAGUCAGAAAAGGAGAUCAGUGAUCUCCUGGACGAACAUGGUAUCAAGCAUGGGCCUAUAGUUGGCACCACCAGGGCUCUCUAUGAGAAGAAGCUGAAAGCGGCCAUGGCCGAAGGUACCCCAAAACAAUCUCCUGACAAGACUUACUACAGAGAAGAGGAGGAAGAAGUCGAAUACAUUCAUUACCACCCACCGGUGAGAGAUGAAGGCUUUGGUGAUGUCGUCCGAAGACCAAGAAAUUUUGAAAACACCCAUGAAGUUGAUCAUCACUUUGAAGAGCCCGUCAUUAGCAGGACGCAGGCCUCCUACCAGAAUGUGUCUUACUCCAAGCUUCCGCCCCCGAAAACCAGCUACCAGAAGCCCGUCACAGAAGCCCCAAAGUCCGGGGGAGUCCCGGGGUGGCUACGCCUGCUUGUUUUUGUCGUCAUAGCAGUAUUUCUCUAUUACGUGUACUCAACCAUGGAGGCUGAGGAGGAGAACCCAUUUAACAGAAUUGAAGCAUAGUUAGUCAUUCUUCCAAUUUAAAAAAAACAAUAAUGAAUUUUUUUUUCUAUUACGCCGAGUGGGCCCUGUUUAUGGGACCUAAGAAACAUGUAAAUGGCUUUUUAAGAAAAUGUUUAUGGUUCUGUGCUGACACAUUUUUAGUCAACUGCAGUACCAUAAACAGUAAAUAUUUUAAAAUGUUUUUACCCCAUUAAACUUCAGAAUGUACAGACAUUACAAUUAUUUUGUGCCUAGUGCUUGCUUGCGCCCUGUACUGUCCUGUUUUCACAUUGAAUUGUUUGACUUACAUUGGAGUUGAAAAAGCUUUUCUUUUUGGGUCAAGUCUAGUUGUCAAUUACAUUUUAGGCACAAUAAUUGAUUUGAAUCAAGGAAUCUCAGUACUCAGUAUUUUUUUUAUGUAUAUCAGAAGUAGCUUGAUUGUCACUACACACUACAAUGUUUUAUUGACCUUAGGAAGGACUACAGUGUUAUCAAAUAUUUUGCCAAAGAAAAUGCAGAAGAUGCAUUUUUUUCAGUCAUUUCCACAUUUUUAUGGACCACUUUUUAACUUUUACAAUAUUUUUUUCCAGUUUGUUUGGCAGUUUGAUUGUUCCUGUCUUCUAUGCAUUUGUUCAACAAUAAAUUACAUUUUAAGCAUUCAAA
This is a messenger RNA of Clupea harengus (Atlantic herring), 1309 nucleotides long. It is a transcript of the gene emd, whose product is annotated as emerin. The record is from RefSeq and is a predicted model, not a curated record. NCBI's taxonomy places the organism in Eukaryota, Metazoa, Chordata, Actinopteri, Clupeiformes, Clupeidae.